CUCGCACAGGUAUAUAUAAUCCCCCUCGAACUAUAAUAAAAGACGGGUUUGUUCAAGUUAGAGAGAGAAAGAUAAGUAAAGAGAGAAAGAGAGAUGGAUCACUCAGCAGAUGCUCACAGAACGGAUUUGAUGACCAUAACGAGGUUCGUGUUGAACGAGCAAUCCAAGUAUCCUGAGUCUCUUGGUGAUUUCUCUAUUUUGCUCAAUCACAUUGUUCUUGGCUGCAAGUUCGUUUGCUCUGCUGUUAAUAAGGCGGGUCUAGCCAAACUUAUUGGACUUGCUGGGGAGACCAAUGUUCAGGGCGAAGAGCAAAAGAAGCUUGAUGUUCUGUCAAAUGAAGUGUUCAUUAAGGCCCUAGUAAGCAGUGGCCGAACAUGCAUCCUUGUCUCGGAAGAAGAUGAUGAAGCAACAUUUGUGGAGCCUUCAAGGCGCGGGAGGUACUGUGUUGUAUUUGAUCCAUUGGAUGGAUCCUCCAACAUUGAUUGUGGUGUUUCUAUUGGAACGAUUUUUGGGAUUUACAUGGUGAAAGAUGGCCAUGAACCAACUCUAAAUGAUGUGUUGCAACCUGGGAAGAACAUGCUUGCAGCCGGCUAUUGCAUGUAUGGAAGCUCUUGCAUGCUUGUCUUGAGCACCGGAUCUGGUGUUAAUGGUUUCACCCUGGAUCCAUUCCUUAGGGAGUUCAUACUUACUCACCCUGAAAUAAAGAUUCCAAAGAAGGGAAAGAUUUAUUCAGUGAAUGAAGGAAAUGCAAUUAAUUGGGAUGGUCCAACAGCCAAGUAUGUUGAAAAAUGCAAGUUCCCCGAGGAUGGAUCCUCAGCAAAAUCUCUAAGAUACGUUGGAAGCAUGGUAGCUGAUGUCCAUCGCACAUUACUUUAUGGGGGUAUAUUUUUGUACCCUGCGGAUAAGAAGAGCCCCAAUGGGAAACUGCGUGUUCUAUAUGAAGUCUUCCCGAUGUCCUUUUUGAUGGAACAAGCAGGAGGGCAGGCUUUUACUGGCAAGCAACGGGCACUGGAUUUAGUUCCAACGAAGAUACAUGAGCGCUCUCCUAUAUUUCUUGGCAGCUAUGAUGACGUCGAGGAAAUCAAAGCACUCUAUAUAUAAUGCUGAAGAGAAGAAAGAAUAAACACCUAUAUAUACUGUGGCUAUAUUUGUUAUGGCGCUGCACCAUGCCAGAAUGCUCGAAAUUCCGAAGGGGGUUAUUUGUUAUUACUUGUAUUAUAGUACUCAUAAUAUUUUCAUAGCCUUUAAUUGUUCUAUGGGCAUUUGACCUGUUUCUGAUAAUCUAUUUCAUCAGAAAAAGCGUUUUCAUUUCA
Messenger RNA from Populus trichocarpa (black cottonwood), 1313 nucleotides. RefSeq names its product fructose-1,6-bisphosphatase, cytosolic. Bases 94 to 1101 code for a protein of 335 amino acids. The transcript is spliced from 12 exons. Gene Ontology annotation, molecular function: fructose 1,6-bisphosphate 1-phosphatase activity. Gene Ontology annotation, biological process: fructose 1,6-bisphosphate metabolic process; fructose metabolic process; gluconeogenesis. Gene Ontology annotation, cellular component: cytosol; cytoplasm. Lineage: Eukaryota; Viridiplantae; Streptophyta; Magnoliopsida; Malpighiales; Salicaceae. The record is from RefSeq and is a predicted model, not a curated record.